This is a messenger RNA of Alosa alosa (allis shad), 2368 nucleotides long. RefSeq names its product translin-associated factor X interacting protein 1 (gene tsnaxip1). Gene Ontology annotation, cellular component: cytoplasm. The record is from RefSeq and is a predicted model, not a curated record. Bases 179 to 2308 code for a protein of 709 amino acids. Lineage: Eukaryota; Metazoa; Chordata; Actinopteri; Clupeiformes; Clupeidae. The transcript has 16 exons.
CACAUGUACACAACCGUGAUAUGAAUACGUACACAACACAGUGUGCGUGCGUGGUCUUGAUUGUAUAUCACAAGGGCAUGUCUAUCUAGAAAUUAUUUGUUAUAAUCUGUUGCUUGCUAGAACUCGCGGCAGUUAAUCCUAAAUAUUAAAGAAAAUGAAAGUGGCUUGAUCGUUCCUGAUGUCGAUUCCAGUGGAAACAAGAUUACCACCGUUAAUCUUGUCAAAAAGGCAAAGAUCUCCAACAAUGCAUUCACAUGAUUAUGGAAGGGACUAUGUGCCAAUACAGCAGAGCAAUGCCCAUGGAUACCUGACUGUGCUCAGAAAACUGCGAGAUGGCGGCGCCAAUGGCUUCCUGUCCACCUGGCCAGCUCAUGUGACUUCACAAACUGUCCAUCCAAGACACAGAAGUUUCAACACAAAAGAUAUCAAGAAUCAUGGUUCUGAAAAAUGCUUUGGCAGAUGCAGUGAUGAGUUCAGUGGACAAGUGGGGAAGCCACGAUUUCUCAUGCAAUUGGAAGAUUAUUUGAAGAGAGAACUGCAGACUUUGGAUUUGCAACAGCCAAAAGUCCAGGAGAGAAGACUCCAGACUUAUCGGGAAGUGUUCGACUGUUUCAUUGAGGACUUCAAAACAUACAAGCCAUUGUUGACAGCCAUAAAAAAUGAAUAUGAAGCCACUCUGGCAUACAUGCGAGACCAAAUCCGCGAGCUUGAGCCCCUGAGGACUCAACUGGUGCUGGUAUCGGAGCAGUGUGAGAGGCGCAUCUUGGCUCUGAGGGAAGAGGAGAGGGCUGAGAUGAAGGCAAUGAAAGAGAACAAGAAGCGUCUGCACAGGAUCAUUGAGGACAUGAGAGAGAAACAGAGUGCUCUGGAGGCCCAGGUGUGUCGCCUACAAAAGGAUCUGGCUGCCCAGUAUCUGGCAUACAGAGACGAAUAUGAUGCUCGCAAACUGCUUAUAGCUAACAUCAGCAGUAUGAGUUAUGCUACAGAGGAGGAGGCAGAUGAUGACAUGCAGGCAGUGGCAGAGUCUGAAGAUCCAGUAAAGCUGAAAUUAGCACUAAAAGUGUGCAGAGAGGAUCUGACCAAAGCCCAGGUGGAGCUGAACCGCUUACGUGCUGAAUAUGGAGAUGUUGUCCCACGCAGGGACUGGGAAAGUCUGGAUCGGUGUCAUCAGGAGAAUGUUCAGAAGCUUGAGACCCUGCAAACAGACUUUGAUCAAAUGAAGACUGAAUAUAACACACUGCUGGAAGUGCAUAAACAGGUCUUAUUAGAAAGAGACAGUUUCCAAGCAGAACUUGAGGUUUUCCAAGGAUCAUCCACCCCAAGGCCUGACUGGGAAUGCUGUGCAGAUAUACUUGGGGGAAGCGAACGCUGGAAAGAACACUUUGAAUGCCAAUCUAGCCAGCAGCGACUCAUGGUUUUACUAGAGAAUCUUGCAGAAAAGGCCUCUAAAGAAUUCUUUCAAGGACGGGGCACUGGAAGCGAUGUACCUGUUUUCCUGCACUACGAGGGUCAGUUAAAGAACGUCCGACUGAAGAAAGCUGAUGUUGUGAGGAUCAUUAAAGAGGUCAUGAAAGAGAAAGAUGCUGCAGAUGAGGAGCUAGGAAUGUGCAGUGAUCUUCCAGAGUUUCUGCAUAAGUAUUUGGAAAGACAGCAUGGGGAUCAUGCUGGAGACUGGGCAUAUAGCUUGAUGGAGACCAUUCAUCGUCACCUAAAGGAUGAACUUAUCAGUCUCUUCAAUGACAUUCUCUCAGGAGAGGUGGAUGAGAGUCUGUACCAUGGACAGAUUCACCUGGUUACUCAUUUACUGAAGAUGCUGGUUCAAAGUGACACAGCUGAGAGUGGGAUACUCUCUGUUUCUGAAUUUAGAGAAGCCUUGAGGAAAGCAUUUCCCCUGAAGAAUGAAAACGACCUAGGCGAGCUGGUGAAUACUGCUCAAGCUGAACUUGACAACGCUGAAGGAAGCCUUGUUUAUCAGAAACUUUUCAUUGAGGAUUCAGAUGGGAAGAACAGGGGCUUUCUGAGCCUGUUGAAAAAGCAGGCCACUGCUGAGAGACACCACUACAUAAACCAACUAAAGACACAGCUGGAAGGAAAACGAGAGGUGGAUGUGGCAGAACUGAGGACAGGUUUCAAAGCGAUUGAUCCAUCAAUUGAUUCUAAAGCACUGGAUAAUCACGUGUGCUUUGCGUUUAUGGCGAAAAUAGAGAACCUGAACCAAGCACAGCCUAUUGACACCGAGAUUGCCCUGCAGCGCCUCUUAGCGGCUGAUGUGAACAGAGUUGGUCCUCCACCUUCACACUUAAAUUAAUUGUUAUGUUUUUAAUGCACAAAUAAUGGCGAAAGAUUAAAGGCUUAGUUAAAAAUGGUC